AUGUUUUAUGGUGUCUUGGGUACAGGAGUUGCUUUGGGAGACAGUUGGAUUUCCCCUGAAGAUUUUGUGUUUUCGUGGGGGCCUCUUCUUAAGGAUGUGUCCCGCAUUGACAACAAUGGCUUGAACCAAUCAAACAGCUUAGCUCUAAAGAUUCAGCAGCAACUGGCAGAAGGGAAGUAUGAAGAUGCAACACAAACAUGGGGUGAUCUUGAAGAUGUUAUUUUGGAUCACAGUAAUGAUGUGGACUUUUAUAACUUCAUGUUGGAUGCUGGAAAUGGCGUUGCUACGUCAACAACAAAGACAUUGAAAGGGGUAGAAAAGUACUUGACAUAUCUCAGCAUCAAGUUUUCAUCAACCAAUGGGGCAUCAGCUGUUGACUUGGAUAGCUUCAUGAAUGGGCCCAUUAGAGAGAAGCUACAGAUUAUCCCACAGAAUUUAACAUGGGGAGAACAGAGUGACAUUGUAUUUUAUGCCAUGGUUGGCGAUUUUAUGAAACCAAGAAUCAAGGAGGUUGAUGAGCUCCUAACCAAAGGCGUAAAUGUGACCAUAUACAAUGGGCAGGAACAAAAGAUGGGUCUGAAAAUUGGGGAUAUGUCGAAGUUCGUCCCAGCCCACCUGUUUUGGUGGCACUACAGAAGUCCUUACAGAGUUGAAGAUCCAUCCAAUCCAUGGCCAAUAAUUCUUUGGCUCCAAGGGGGUCCUGGAGCUUCUGGAGUUGGAUUUGGAAAUUUCCUUGAAAUUGGACCAUUGGAUAUAAACUUAGAGCCCCGAAAUUCAACUUGGCUCAAGAAAGCUGAUCUGCUAUUUGUGGAUAGCCCAGUUGGAACAGGUUUUAGUUAUGUCGAGGAUGAAAAAUUGGCAGUUAAGACUGAUGACGAGUCAGCAACUGAUUUAACAACCUUGUUGAAGUUUCUGUUCAAUAAUGAUGAGAGCCUCCAGAAAAGCCCUUUGUACAUUUUUGCAGAAUCCUAUGGAGGGAAGUUUGCUGUUACACUUGGGGUGUCAGCUCUUAAGGCAAUUGAAGCAGGGGAAUUAAAACUUCAACUUGGAGGCAAUAAUUUCUUUCUUCUAUCUAGAUACUCUUACGCACUGUUUCAUUAG
Messenger RNA from Ilex paraguariensis (yerba mate), 1101 nucleotides. The record is from the annotation of a GenBank genome assembly. Lineage: Eukaryota; Viridiplantae; Streptophyta; Magnoliopsida; Aquifoliales; Aquifoliaceae.